AUGGAAGACAGUGUUGAUGUAUCUGCUUUGCUGGACGAAGCUGUGAAUGGAUCUAGCAAGGAGAACGGAAAAGUUGAUGAAAAUGGAGAUAAAAGGUAUGUUUUUGUAUUAUUAUAUUAAAUUUAUGAUUUUAGUCGAUCACCAAGGAGUAAAGAGGUCAGCAAAAGGGAUAGGAGGACAAGAUCUAGGUCCAAGGAUAAGAAAAGGUAAGAGCUUGUGAGAAUUUUUAAUUAAUUUUUUAGGGAUGAAAGUGAUAUUAAUUUGUUCAUAAUUUUAUGCUUUUUCUAACUGAUGUAAAAACUUGAGUUUCAAGGUUGUAUUUGCGUCUAUUUUUCGAUUUUUCUCAGGGUGUAUUUACAUUUUUUCAGGGAUCGAGACGUUGAUAGAGACAGAGACCGUGAUCGCCGACGUAGGCAUAGAACCAGAAGCAGAUCUCCAAGACGUCGUUCACGGUGAGUUUAUUUUCUACAUUUUUGAAUAUGAAGGGUCUCAACGUUCUUUAACAACCUCAUGUUGUUGUAGAUGGCACCAAACUAAUUUUUAUUAUAACUUUUUUGAACAGAAAGCUAGAAACUUGAAAUUUUGUGAUGUUUUAUAUUUUAUACUCCUUUAACUUUUAAAGCUGUUACAAUUACACUGAAAACUAAAAUUGUGUUAUAUCUACAGAUUCCCGGCUGUAACAGUUUGACUGCGACUUGAAUUCUCUAGGUAAGAGAACCUGCCUCGAAAAAAAAGUUUACUUAUAGGAAUCAGCGCAUAUCGGACACAACAUAAUGCCCAAUAUUGUCUAUUCAUUUGUCUGUGGGGAUUGUUUCUUAAUUUCAGGUUGUGCACGAGGAGAUCGGUCAACGAUUUUGCUGGUUUUUCUUUUUCGAAUUAAUAUCAUGUGUUUGUUUUGAAUAUUUUUAUAUUAAUAUUAGAGCCAAACGCUUCUAGAUUGAUAUAAAAGUAUUCAUAACAAAUAUAUUUUGAAUUUUUAGGCUUUUUGACCAAAAUCUUGGAUUCCAUCUGACCUAAAAUGGAGUUAGUCGCAAAAAUUAUUCAAUUUUAGGUUAUCUACAGCAAAUUUUAAGCCAAUUUAAUAGAAAACAGUUGGAUAAUAUUACAAUGGGUUAGAUAUGUAAGAUUUAAUGGUUUAUUUUCAGUUCCAGAGACCGUGAACGUCGACGAUCGCCAAGAAAAGAGCGUUCCCGCGACCGUGACUAUGAAAGAAGGCGGCGUAGCCCACGUAGAAGGUCACGAUCUCCAGUGAAAAUUGGUGGAGGACGAUUGCCUGGUCCUGAGCGAAGAGAUGUGUAAGUUUUUUUUUGUUUUGUUGGUUUUCAGGUAAUAUUGUGGUAGGCAAGAGGAUCAUGUGGUAUUACGAAAAGAGCUACAUUGUUAGAAAUGCUGUUUAAAUUGAUCGUAUCACCGUUAAUAUCUUUUUCUUUUGUUAAAACAGCUAGGUUUACUUCUAUUUUUUCAGAAUGCCCUUCUCAGCCCGUCGAUCCCCACCUCCUGGUGCCAACAUCGAUAUGACUCCAGAAGAGCGAGAUGAACGUACAGUAUUCAUUCUUCAGCUGGCUAGAGACACAAGACCUCGAGAUCUUGAAGAAUUCUUCUCCAAGAUCGGCCAUGUUCGAGAUGUACGUAUCAUAACAGACACAAGAACAAGAAGAUCAAAAGGCAUCGCCUACGUUGAGUUUUGGGAACGAGAAGCAGUAACAUUAGCCAUGGGACUAAAUGGACAACGUCUGAUUGGAGCCCCAAUUCAAAUUCAACCAACUUGUGCGGAAAGAAACCGGCUAGCCAAUAAUACAGUAGGCUCGGCCAUUGGCUUCGGCCCAACGAAUUCCUUCGGUCCAUUAAAGAUUGCCGUCUCUAACCUACACCCAAGCAUCAGCGAUGACAUGUUAAGAGCUAUAUUCGAGCCGUUUGGUCGAUUAGAAACCUGCAAAGUGGAUGUAACUAAACCUGGAUGUGGUGUGGUCAGCUUCCGGAACGCUGACGAAGGCAAAAAAGCAAUGGAACAGCUGAACGGCUUCGAAUUAGCCGGCCGAAACAUCAAAGUAAUCAAUGUAGAAGAAGAAACUCAAUCAAAAAUAGCCUCCGGACCUCAAGGAGGUAUCAAGAACAUGACACUAACCGCGGAACAGCAGGCCGAACUAGCAAACGUGCCGUCGUUCGCUACGGAAUGCUUUAUGCUCUCCAAUAUGUUCGAUCCACGCACAGAAACAGAAGAAAACUGGGACGAAGACAUUCGUGACGACGUCGUAGAGGAAUGCAACAACCAUGGUGGUGUAGUACAUGUAUAUGUGGAUCGAACAUCGGAUGCAGGAAAUGUCUAUGUGAAAUGUGUCAACGUCCUUGCAUCCUACAAGUCAGUGCAAGCUCUUCAUGGACGUAUCUUUGCUGGCAAAGUGAUAACGGCAAACUACAUUCCAGUUCAAAGCUAUCACGACCUUUUCCCCGACUCCAGAUACUCGAUGGCCCCCUUGUUCUCACGCCCAAGACAAUAA
Molecule: messenger RNA, 2498 nt
Organism: Bursaphelenchus okinawaensis
Lineage: Eukaryota; Metazoa; Nematoda; Chromadorea; Rhabditida; Aphelenchoididae
Source: the annotation of a GenBank genome assembly